UAAACGGUCCUCCCAAAUAUUUUUGGUCGUUGGUGGAUUUUUCAUUCAUAGGAUCUACUUAAGGCAUGUUGUUUGGGUACUAGCCUGCCCUCCGGCUGAUGAGGCCUAGCGAAAAGUCCGCAGUGAGAGGCUCACCUGUACACAAUCCGACCAUGGAGGCGCUACUAGAGCAGACCGAACCGCACUUCAACGUACAGACCACAGGAGAUAACUCUAGCAGCUCCAUCUCCUCUUCAUUCCCUUCCCCUCCCGUCUCUUCUGCUGGCCAGCUCCUACUUGUGCAGAGAAAUAAUAAUAAUGAUUUCAACUUGCAGGACCUGCAGGAUCCGUUUGGUCCCUUUACCCAAUCCUCACCAGCCAUUACCACUUCCUCUCUCUCAGAGAACAACACUCAUUCCAGGACCUCUUCCCCUCCUCCUCUCACAUCGAUGGACAUUGCUGCAUUACGUAAGUCGCUGAGCUCCCGACCAAAGCUAAGACGAGUCUGUCAUAUUUGCGGACGAGAGUGUUUGAGCAGACACAAGCUCCAGCGUCACUUGAGUACCCACUCUGAAGAACGUCCCUACAAUUGCAAGAUCUGCGGAAAGGCAUUCAAGUGGACGGAGUACCUCUCCAAGCACAUGAGAACCCAGCAUGGCUCUGGCAAUGUCACUGGAACCUCAAACACUGUUAGACCAAUCGGUAGAAGUACCGGUAGUACUGGCAGUACAUCAAGCAAUGAAGACUCUGGCCCUAGAAGCAAUCAACCACCAGCUCUCGCAUUAGCACCAUUGAAUGAUCCUCCCACUCAAACAAGGAUAGCUACUCCACAGAGAACGACAUGUUCCUCCUCUUCUUCUAAUAACAACAACAAUAAUGCAUCUUCUUGUACUACUCCAGUGUUUACUAGUGAGAGUAACAAUGGAAAUGCUUCUACUUCAUCGCGACCGAAAGCAAUAACAAUACCAGCCACAAAUACUGGGUAUAGUGGAACCCAAUCACAAUCAACCCCUGACGUUUUCUCGCCUCAGUCAGCUUAUGAUGGUAACAUAUUAGCAGAGUCUGUUCCCUCUUCAACACCUCUCCUAUCAAACCAAUUAGCGCCAGCCUAUUCUGGAGGGGGAGGAGGAGCCUACUUCCCCCCUCCUCACCACGGCUUCUCUUACUCACCUCUCUUCCCUAUGAACUGCUAUGGAUAUCCUCCUAUGGAUCCAACUGGUGCCAUGGGUCAAUAUGGGAUGCCUGCUAUGCAGCAACAUAUACAUCCAGGAGCUUUCAAUCACAUGUUCCCUUUUGAUGCCUCCUAUCAAAACUACCAGCCACAACCACAGCCCUUGAGUAGUGCAGGGGACUUCAUGGGUAAAGGUCACACCUCUCUCCCUUCCACUUCUUCCUCAGUCUCUACUGGGAAUCAUGAGGCCAGGGAGUGCUCUUCAACCUCUUCCUCUGUCAGCUGUCAGACUCAAGAGCAGCUGGAGCCUCCUCCAGAAACAAGCAACAUUGGGGUUGGGCCCAGUAAAAAGCCCUCUGUAGUCAUCAUCAACAUGUGCACAAAGAAGGAGGUUGGGAUACAGUGUGAAGUGGGGGAUGAGACCCUACAGGCUUUAUUUGAGGAAGAGAGUCAGACACUUUCCUCUGCUAAUGGUUUCGACAGUAAUUCAAGCAUGGAUACGUCAGACGAGGGCCCUAGCUGUGUUUGUAAGUACCCUUGUGAGUUUGAGGGCUGUGCUAGGUCUUAUAUUCAUCGGAAGGAUCUCAUACGACACAUGAAGUCUGCCCAUGGAUCACUACCCAGAGUCCUUCAGCCUCGCAUUAUUGAGACGCCAGCAAAACCCUACGUGUGUCAAGUUGGCGAGUGUGGCAAGUCGUAUUUCCACAUGAAGGACCUGAGACGUCACCAGCGACACUGUCAUCUUGCUGGCUCGAUCAUCACUGAGAUAUCCAGCAGUUCGCCUACUCCUAGUGCUCAGGCUACUGGCAGUAAUAAUGGUUGUGGGUCUAUCAAGGGACUUGGAGGGGAUGAUGGUACGACUACUACCCUGAGGUUCCCGUGUGAUUUUAGCGGCUGUACAAAGUCAUACAUUCACAAGAAAGACCUCAUAAGACACAAGAGGACCUUCCAUCACGACAACUCCAGCCACCCCUCCAUACCCAGCCCAGUGGUUGUAUUGAGCUUCAAUAAAAAGGGACAGUCUGCAGCAGAGAAGUCAAGUAGCGAAAGUAGGGAGAGCAAUGACGAAAAAACUGUCACUAAAAGGUUUAGACUCGAUAGUUCGUCAGAGCCCCUGAGCAUAGCUCAACUCCCAGUUGGUAAUCACCAACCAUCCACUGAAGACUUGACCACUUUAAGUGCAACUGACCUUAGUCUCAUGUCAAACAUUUCAGCUGCUGUGGCUAACAUGCUAGAAAUGGAUAAAUCACCAACUUCUACUGGUUUUCCAAUUGAUAGCCUAACUGCUAGCUCAACCUCGACUAGCAGUGGCUCCACAGCUUCACAGGCUAGCCUUGUUGCAUCUGCCACUGAUAAAUUAGAAGCAGCAAUCUCAUUAGUAGACACUAAUAUGUAUGCUACACCAGCAACAUCUCCAUCAGCUAUGUUUAUGACCUUACUCUCUCAGAACAUUUAAUCAGUACUAUUAUUAUUAUAAUUAUUAUUAUUAUGAACAUUUAUGAUAGUUAUUAUUAUUGAAUUUAUUUUAAAAAUUUAGCAUAAGUGUUAACUGUUAAAGUGUUGACUCAUUCAAUAUCUUGCUCUUGACAUUA
Molecule: messenger RNA, 2742 nt
Organism: Amphimedon queenslandica
Lineage: Eukaryota; Metazoa; Porifera; Demospongiae; Haplosclerida; Niphatidae
Product: zinc finger protein Xfin-like
Exons: 3
Coding region: 99-2606 (835 amino acids)
Biological process (GO): regulation of gene expression
Cellular component (GO): nucleus
Source: RefSeq, a predicted model, not a curated record